Molecule: messenger RNA, 11648 nt
Organism: Toxorhynchites rutilus septentrionalis
Lineage: Eukaryota; Metazoa; Arthropoda; Insecta; Diptera; Culicidae
Product: KH domain-containing, RNA-binding, signal transduction-associated protein 2
Exons: 11
Coding region: 1089-2453 (454 amino acids)
Biological process (GO): regulation of alternative mRNA splicing, via spliceosome
Cellular component (GO): nucleus
Molecular function (GO): mRNA binding
Source: RefSeq, a predicted model, not a curated record
CGUUUCGGAUGCACUUUCCGGGAGCAGCAGCAUCAGUCCGAGAGUCCGAGGUAUCGUCGCGUUGAAGUGUGAAUCCAGCCCCCCAAAAAAAAAAAAGAAAUCAGCACUGUUUUUAAAGCCAUCGUCACUUCCGGGAGUGGCACAAGUGUUACGAUUCGAUUGUUGAAUGAGUGUUACCUCGAUGGUGGUGAAUAGCAAGCGGAGCAAGGAGAUAUAUAAAUAAAUUUGAAAGUGUUGCUUUUUAGAGAGAGCGAUUUUUUGAGUCGGUGGCAGAGUCUGUGUUAGUUGAUUGCGUUGCAAGAUUUCCGAGCACGGUGGUGAGAAAUUGAUUUGUGCGAUUAAUGGAAUUGUGGGGGUGAAGUGGAAAAUCGUUAGCGUAACCAACGGUGGUUCGUUUCGGCCGGUCGGAGUGUCACCAAUAAAAAGAGGAAAAAUUCCGAUGGAUAUGUGAAUGGAUGUGCUUUCCCGCUCGAUUGUGAUUGUGUGCGUACGAUUGUCUGCUGGCCUCCGAAACGGGGUUUCGGAGAAAUAAGAGGGAUAACGACUGUCACAACCAGAAGCUGUAGUUUGACACAUUGAAUACCGCUCAGCGGGGGAUACUAAAUAGACAUAACUACGAGGAGGAAUAGCCAGCGGGAGCGAGUAAAACGAACCGUUGGGUGGAUUUCCGAGAUAUUCAUUUCAUCGGCGGGAGGCAAGACUACGUAAAUUGGACAAUCAUUAAAAUUGAACUGAAAUACGUCGCAGCAUCCGUUGACAUUGGCGUCUGCCAGGAUAACAACCUAUGUUGCUUGCUUGAAUACACAAAAGGGACCCCUCGGGUAUCAAGGUAUCAAACUGCGGAAAACCACGUGCCUAUAUGUGUAGCUUCAGGCGGAAUUGAACAUAUCUGGGAGGUUGACAGCAAAAACAAAAACAAAAACAUUCAAAACCGUGCAUCGGUGAGCACGUGGCUCCGUCUAUUGGGUUGUUUGUUUGGGCUGUGACGAUUGAAACUGAGGCACAGAAACGGAAGAGUGAACGACCGAAGAGUGUCAAUCAACGACACGUCCGAGUUGACCACAGCGGAAAUUGUGCAGCGCAAAAUAAUGGAAAUUCCCACCGUAAUGGACGGAAUGCUGAAAAACGCAAUGGCGCUGCACGAUGAUCGGUCCUCACGGAAUAGCAACAGCAGCUCGGGUUCGCCCUCGGUUAUACACGAGAAAAAGAAAAUGUUGGACAUCACGCGAGACAAACCAAUCAAGAUUGCCGUCCGUGUUCAGGUUCCGGUCCGGGAUCACCCGAAGUUUAACUUUGUCGGAAAAUUGCUCGGACCGAAGGGAAACUCCCUCAAGCGACUCCAGGAGGAAACGAUGUGCAAAAUGGCAGUUCUUGGCAAGGGUUCAAUGCGGGAUCGUAAGAAGGAAGAGGAACUGCGACUCGGUGGCGACCCACGAUACGCACAUCUGUCCGAAGAUCUGCACGUCGAAAUUUCCACCUACACGGCCCCGGCCGAAGCACACGCCCGCAUCGCUUAUGCCCUGGCCGAGGUUCGCCGAUUUCUGGUGCCGGAUUACCACGACGACAUACGGCAGGAGCAAAUGUGGGAAAUGCAAGCACUCAAUUCGGCUCAGAACGCAGCAACUAACGGCACUGGUGUGAACUGCAAUGGCACUACCACCUCCGGUACCACCAUCUCGAACGGCCACAUGAACACCAACGGCAGCGUGGCACUCAAUGGAAACAGUAUCAAUGGUAAUCCGGAAAUGAUGCACCACCACCAGAGCAGCGGUGCGGAUUCUAUCGUAUCGAACGGUGGUGGAAUCCUAUCGGCAACGGUGGCCGCGGCGGCAGCUGCGGCAUCCACCGCACCGCCAACCAGCGGUUCGGAGGUUUCCACAAGCCAGCACCACUCCCAGCAUAGCACGAAUUUAACCUCAGCCUCCUCCCACCACCACCACAUCCAGCAGCAGCAUCAACAGCAGCAGCAGCAGCAGCAGCAACAUCACCACCAUCAUCAUCAGUUCCUCUCGAGCAGCGCUGCGGAUGCAGUCGCAGCGGCCGCCACCGAUUUGAGUAAUCUGAUGCCAGUCGACGUGAACAUGACGUCGGCUAGUCACUUCGUGAACUCCCUGCCAACGACAGAUAUCGAAGCACAGACCCUGGCUUUCGUGGAAUCUGCUAACGCUUUUCUCCACCCGGCGCUGCGAGGUGUGAAAACGGUGAGCUUAGCCCGAAAACGACCACUGCUCGGUGGUCCCAGGUCCAGCAUGAACCCGACCAAACGAACCGUGAUGACACUGAUUGCCCGCGCUCGGACCGCCCAAGCGAUGCAUGGAAGCCGAUCGAAUGCUCCCAUAGGAGAACCGAUUCAGGUGAUUACAUCGCCACUAAUUCUCCAACCUCCACUCGAUCUGCUGCAGACCAGUGGCACCGGAUCGGUUCAGAAGGAAAACAUCCUGCAAGGGGCUUAAGCGCAUCGGAUAACAUUACGUGAACAGAUCACGUGGACGCACACGGGAUGAAUGAGAGCGAGCGAGACAAUGAGAGAGAGAGAAAGAUAGUCUACAUAGAUGGGAGCAAAUGAAACGACAAAAGACACUGCUUUCAAUGUGUUAGUAGGUUACAUUAGAGGCAUAUUUUCUACAGAGCUAUGCUAGCAACAGUGAUCAAUGAUAGAUAAAGAACCCGAAUAACCCGAAUAAAGUAUAUACCAGAAUACUGACAAAUAGUAGUAAACCGUGUACAUUUACGAAACACAACACACACACCCACACCAAAACACAAGGGAUGCAACCCUAAACAAGCACCAAAGAGGCGACUCACAAAGGCAAAAAAACGCAAGCGGAAGAAUCACAAACGACACAUUUUUUAAUGUUUUCAAAGGUUUCAGUCAGGCAAGAAAAAAACAGUGUACCAUAAAAUAACCCAGAAUGCAAAGCGUCAAGACCGUUGACAACCAAUUAACACCACUCACCGCUCACAACGACGACGACGCAUGUUAUUGUUUUUAAACUUCCUGAACCAAAGACGCAGAAGUCAGAAGCGUGCAUAGAAAAAAAUUAAAUAAUGCAAAUUUUAGUCAAUAUUAAAAAGGAAUUUUAACCUUGUUGGGGUGGAGUGCAUAUUUAAUAAGAGGAAGGGGAAUGGUAGGGAAACAUUUUAAAUGUAUUGGCACCAACAGUUUAAGCUAAAAUAUGUUGAAGUUUGAUUAAUGGAUCUGAGAAGAAUUGAGUAUUUUAUAGAUAAAGAAAAAAAAACUAGUCAAAAGGGAAGCUCGUUUUGUUAAAUGAACAGUGAUCAAACAACGAGCAAGAAUAUUCAUAAAAACAAACUCCACCAGAGUAAAUGAAUCAUAGUUAUGAAUUUUAUAUGGGCAAUAUUAAACAUUAUAUUUUAUAUGAAAAUUGACAUACUGCAAACCGAGAUGUAAUUAACCAAAGAACGUGGAAGAGAAUAACAACAGAGUAUAAACAAGUAAACGUAAAUUGCACCGACGCCAGAUUUUUUUUCAGAUUGGUGUUGACAAAAGUAGCUAAUAUAACAAUAAGGUUGAGAAACAUGUUUACUUGCUCAAAUUAAAAACACUGGAACUAUAACACAACAUUAAAAACAAGCACUCAUUGAAGAAAGGCAACAUUUAAACUCACCCAAAUCUAAACCUAACUUCACUUGGCUUAAACUAACAAAGUGUAAUUUUAGAUGUAAAUCAAUCGUUAUAUUUUCCGGUUAAAUAAACGACAAAAGCGGAGGAAAGCUUUCGCACGUCAUCGACGGAAGGGACGAACCGAAAGUGGAUCACAAAAACAAUAUCGUUAAAAUGAAACGAGACGAGAGGAACAUUUCCACAGAUGCAAUUGCUGACACGGCCGGAAAAAAGUGGUGGGGAUAAAGGACUUGUGUGCGGUACGUACAAAUCGAUUCUCGCUUCGUUACGAUGUUGUUCGGGGAAAAUAUUAUUUUCUUUUAUUACCAUCGCUCCUCGAUGCUACGAAGACUGACGGCUGCUGCUGAUGAUGGGGUGGGUGUUUUUCUAAAGUCAUGAUUUUAUUCGGUCAAUAAAAUUUGUCCUAGUAGUGGGGAAAGUCGGUGACGAAGGAAAUGGAUCUUGCGGUCUUUUAUGAUUGUGAGUCGUGAUGGACUGUGUGCGCGCUCUGAUUGGUUGAGGUCAGAGAUGUGGUUGAGUUAUUGACGAUAUUAUGUGUUUUCACUAUCCAUAUCUUUUUAUUGAUGCGUAACCGAAUGCUUGAUCAAAUGUUUGGGCAAACCAAAAGUGUUCUAUAAUCAAUUAUAUUGUUUUGAGUCGUAUGUAAUGUGGCUUUUCAGACAGUUGACUAACAGUAUAGAUAUACAGAAAUGAUUGAAACUAGAGAUGUCUGGUAGUCAUUCGAUUAAUCUAAUCCUCGAAUACUUCCUACAAAAAUCUAUUAUUAAUCGAACGAUUACUAUGCAACCGAUAAUCGAAGCGAACGAAUAAUUCAUCAAGAUCAUUUACACAAUCCACUCUGACCAACUUCUAUAAGACCACCUUGAAUAUAUUAGGCUGUCAAAAAAGUCCUGCGGUAUUAUUUUUGAAUUUUCAUUUGUUCAUAAAAUUAGUUACAAUCAUCUGUUUUGAGUCAAAUAUGCGCCGUUUUGUUCGAUGACUUGUUCCCAACGAGAUGCCAACUUCAUAAUACCCCCGUUAUAGAAGCUCGCUUCCUUAUUGGCAAAAAACUCGGAUAGCCAAUUUUCACAGACCUCUUUUGUGGCUAACUUCUGACUACCUAGCUCCUUCGCCAUGGAUAAAAACAGGUGGUAGUCACUUGGUGCAAGGUCCGGACUAUACGGCGGAUGCAAAAGAACCUCCCAUCCGAGCUCCCGGAGCUUCUGGCGCGUCACCAAAGAAGUGUAUGACCUGGCGUUGUCCUGAUGGAAGACAAUGCGGCCUCUGUUUAUCAAAGAUGGCCUCUUCUUCAUGAGUGCUACCUUCAAGCGGUCCAGUUGUUGGCAGUACAGGUCCGAAUUGAGCGUUUGGCCAUAGGGAAGCAGCUCAUAAUAGAUUAUUCCUUGACAAUCCCACCAAACACACAGCAGAACCUUCGUGGCCGUUAAUGAGGGCUUGGCCACCGUCAGAGCCGCUUCAGCGAACUUCGACCACGACCGUUUGCGCUUCACGUCCUCGUAAGUGACCCACUUUUCAUCACCAGUCACCAUCCGCUUCAGAAACGGGUAGUUUUUGUUGCUAUUUAGCAGCGUUUCACAUGCGUCGUUACGGUUAAAGAUGUUUUUUUGCGUCAACGUGUGUGGCACCCAUACAUCGAGCUUCUUUGUGAAUCCAAGCUUCUUCAAAUGGUUAAUAACGGUUUGAUGACUUAUCCCCAGCUCUUGGCCGAUGCAACGGCUGCUACUAUGCCGGUCUUUCUCGGCUAAUUCAGCGAUUUUGUCACAAUUUUCGACGACAGGCCUUCCGGAGCGUGGCGCAUCAUCGACGACCUCUACACCAGAACGAAAACGUUGAAACCAUCGUUGUGCGGUGGAAAUGGAAACUGUAUCGGGUCCAUAAACUGCACAAAUUUUAUUGGCAGCUUGAGAUGCAUUUUUGCCUUUAUCAUAGUAGUACUGUAAAAUAUGUCGGAUUUUCUCUUUAUUUUGCUCUAUAUUUGCGACACUAUGGGCCCUAUUAUAGAAAUCGAAUCGAGGAUUCGAUACAAUCACUAUCACUAUCACACCGAGUAAAAUCUGGAAUUAUAGAAAUCGAGGAAAACAGCUCGAUUCGUUACUCUGCUCGAAUGUCAGUGGCAGUAAUGAAAUAUUUUGAAACGAGUUUGAAAUGUUUCACAAAGCACUACGGAAAGGAUGCCAAAUCUUUUUUUGAGACAUCGGCUAUGAAAAUUUUAAAUAUCUGUAUUUCCAAAAGUGUUAACCCAUUAACGACCAAGCGGUAAACAUUUUUUUUUAACGAGAGCCAUUGGUGUAAUUUUGAUUAUUGACGUUACAGAAACCCCAAUCUUCAAGAAUUAUUUUUUUUCCGUUCUUCCGUUUCCCGGAAAAUGACAAAAAAUCAAAAAACGCCAAACAAAAACAUUGGCCAAUACCUACGUUUUUGUUCCUAUGUGAGGUUCAAUCCAAUGCUUUUAUUCCUACAACACAAUGUGUGAUCUUUUAUCAAAGUAAUAUUCUAGAAAAGUUUACAUAUUUUCAUAUUUGGUAAGGCUUUGUUUUUUGUUAGGAUAUGUGAGGUUAUGUACUUUCCACACAUAGUUUUUUUUUUUUUAUCUUCGCUUAUUUUUCGUCGGCCUAUUUCCGCCACUUCAGUGCCAAUCACCGACAUCAGGGAGGCGACUCCACCUGUUCCUACCUAUCAGACUCAACAACUCAUGAGCCGGGCCAACUUCUUUUACUUCCCCUCCGAAGGAAGACGUAACCAGAGAUUUUUCGCCUCAGAAAAUCCCAACGACGCCAGCUGGGAUUGAACCCGGGCCGAUCGGAUUGUGAGGCUGUUACGCUAACCACACAACCACUGGCGCCGUCAGUCCACACAUAGUUGCUUCGAAUCGAUUUUUAUGCCCAAUAAAGUGAUACAAAUUUGAAUGAAAUUGAUAGUAAGUGGUAGCUAAUAGAUUAAGCUAUCAUUUGAUGCCAAAGCCUUACCAUAGAGUUGCUUUCCAAAGCCAUGAAAAAUUAUCGAAGUUACUGUUCGAUUUUUCGAACGCUUGGCAUAAAACGGGUUAAUGUUUUGGAGAAAACUGAUAUUCCCUCUACGAAUGAAGCUUAAUGGGUGUAAUGCAUGCAUGGAUGUGUAAUAAAAAUGACUUCAUGGAACAAUUUGCUUUACAAAAAAUAUAAUUAUUAGAAAAUGAAAUGAAUUCCGUAAGGAGUCACGCAUGAAUUCCACUUUUUUUAGCAAAACAAUUUUUACGUAGAACUACGUCUUUCAUUAAGGGUGUCAAAUCAGAAAACAGGUCACGUUUUUAUGAAAUAAAGUUAACGUUAGUAACUAUUUUUGCCGCGAACGGAUUUUGGCGAUUUACAUACUAAACGAAUCGGAAAUUCCGUAAGAUUUGUUUAAUAUACUAUACAAUAGAAUCCACUGGUUAGUAAAUGGUUAAAAUUCAUGAAAACUUUAAGUGUUUCUAUUUUCUCAUACAUUUGUUCUGUCCAUUUGAGUGCUUUCCCGAACAGAGAUAUCAAUAACGAGCAACUUAUCGACAACCAACGGAAGGGAAAUCGUAGGAUUUAAGGUCACCGUGAACAAAGGAAAAGAAGAAGAAUGAAGGGGAAUACUUGCCUAGAGUAUAAACAGUGGAUCUCGCUGAGGCAAACUUUCAUUCGGCAUCGGACUGUUGAGUAAUCCAGUUCACUUUGCUUUCGCUGCGCUUCGAUCUAAGAAUGGACCCCACCAGUGGUAAUCCAAAUUGGAAAUCGUCGUUUGAUUUUUCGGUUCGUUUUUGGCGUUAUUCGUAUCGUGUGUUUUUCUUUCCGCGUCAUAAAUUGGACGCUGUGUGAUGAGUAAGAAGAAGAGGAAGGCAGGCUCGAGCCCUGCAAAAAACGAACGCAUUGCCAGGGGCAAUCAAAUUUCGAGGUAAGCGUCAUCUAAUGAUGCACGCGAUGUUGGUGCAGUGAAUAGCGCUCGCACUGAACCGAGCCUUCGCGAAUGUGACACCGCACCGAACAACAGCGAAGUAGGCGAUUUCGGCGCGUCGGUCGAAAAUGUUAACGCCCAGGCAGCAACCAAAAUCAAGCUCCCCCCGCUGGUGGUGAAGGCGGUCGCUCUUGACAAACUCAUCAGCGAAUUCGCAUCGAUGGGUGUUACAAGCUGUGUGGCAUAAUUCAGUCUUUUUCCAAGCAGUUAACAUUGUUUUUUUUCCGUCUUCAUAAGGGCUUCGUUGGUGCCUUUGAGAAUGCAUCAAUGCAUUAAACUGACGUUAUGGCGAAGCAGACGUUAAGGUUGUGCACCAAAAAAUUAUUUGGGAAUACCAAGCAUCUUGAAUGUCGUACUGGAAUGUUAUAAGUUAUUUGGGUUCGCGUGCCAGUCGUAAAACUGCCUUCAACUAGGACUGCAUUUGCGCUAAUAUUGAUCAUAAUGAAGCAUUGCUACUGUUUUCGAGGUUGUUAUUAACAAAAAGAGUUUAUUUCUCUUGUUUAGUCAUCAAGAAAGUAAAUGUUCUGGAAUUUUGUAUGUGAUUAGGUUUUGCUUGCCAGUAGCAAAACUUCCUCCACUAAGGAAGACAGCUGCGCUUAUCUCGAGCAUGAGAAAGUAAUGCAACUCUUUUCGAGACCAGUAAUAUUAACAGAAGCGUUUCUUUUGAGAAUAGCGCAAAACGAUGAGAAAUGUUUAUAUUGCUAGUAGUUUCAAGCCACCAAUGUAUGGCUCUGUAUGCAUGCUAUGGUGAACGCUUGUUUGGCGCUUGGUUUACGCUUAGUUUGUACGAACGAUCUCUAGAGGUGCGAUUCCUUUGAGGCAAUACUAAAUAACAUGUAGCAUGAUAUUUGAUACUUGCAAGUGUUGUCAUUGUUGUUAUUUACAUGCGGUUUUUGACAAAUAAAAUUUUUUUAGAUAACUGUAAAUCUCGACGUGUCAUGCAAUUUUAAGACAUUUGGCAUCACUUUUUUUCUUUGAAAACCUCGAUUUUCGGUGAUUUUUCGUUUUUCAAACAAACUCAAAUUUCAACGUUUGUGACACCAGUAAAUGAAGCCCGAAUGAGCUAAAAUUUUGCAUAGGGUAUAUUAUCGUGCAAAUCAACAUUUCGUAGCAAGUUCCGAAUGAAAAAUCGAGAUAACUAUUUUCAUUGGCACCCAAAAUCAUACUUUUCGUCCCAGAAUGCCGAUUUUUGACAAAAAAAAAUUUUUUCGAGAUGACACUACAUCUCGGCGUUUCAUGCAAUUUUAGGACAUUUUGCAUCAAAACAUUUCUUUCGAAAACUCCCCACUUUACUCCCCCCUUGGCUGGUUUUUCUAUUUUCAAAAAAAACUCAAACUUUGACCGCUUUGCGCCACUCUCCCUUGAGUCCGAUUGAGCUGAAAUUCGGCAUAGGGUAUUUUUUCAAGAUGGUGAACAUUUUGUAUAGGGUAAUUUUUUGAAAUUUUAGGGUCGAUUUUUUCCCAACAUUCAUUGGCACCCUAAUGUCCAUGUUCUGAUUGUUGUCCAAUAGUUCCAAGAUGUUGUAGAUGCCAGAACGGGCGUAUCCGGCGUCCACAAUGUGCCGCACGAUGUCCAUUUUCGACGCGGCGAGGUACCGUUCUUUGAACGCGUACACUUCUGAACGGAGUGGCGUCACUGUUUUCGCCAUCACGGUUAGAGUUCGACUGAUAGAGCUGUCAAUUUUUUUCAGCUGACUCAUGGGUUACUAUGAUUGGGUAGUUUCUUCAGUGCGUAAACCCAUGAAAUAGCGGCAAUUUUUGUCCAUUUUUUCAAUGCAAACGUUAUUGGUUUGUUAUUGAAAUGAAAUGAAAUAUAAAAAGAAAAAAUACAUGAAUAAUUUUGUUUUUAUUAUGUGUCUUUUAGAUACAAAUAAAUAUAAUUACAAUACAGCGGAAUUAGUAAAUCCGAGUUGUUCGAAUCGACGAUUCGAGUUCAGCGUAGAACGUUGAUACCUCCUUGCCGCGGAUAAUUUUUCCCCUUGCAGUGGAAAGCAGUAUUAGAUGGUCAAGUUAUUUUGGUGUGAGACGACAGUUUAACGGAAAAGAAAAAAGAAUCAACAGUGAUGUAGUUUCCUUUCACAAAUUAUUCCGUAUUUUCAACCAAUAAACUAUAGGCGAGGGAAGGCAGGCCCGGAAUGUUGGUCAAUACUAGGUCGAUAAAUUGAUCAUCCAUUUCAAUCUGGGUCGUAUCGAAUCACAAAUAGUUGAAAAAUAUUCGAUUAGUUGAUGAACGAAUAACUUCAAAAAUCGGGCAUAAUUAAUUGGAACCAACUGCUUUCAGUUGAUUUUAAUUAAGAAACUAAUAUUGUCAACAAUGAUAACAUAUCGCAGUUUCCAGGGUUAACAUUCAUAACACUAAUCGACUUAAACCUAAAAUUUAAUUGGAAUUCGUUGACAGUUUUCCAACCAAAUCGUCUCCAAGAGAUGCCAGGGUGGUAUAUCACUUCGCGGUACGUCUACCCCCAAACAAUGUCUUUUAUGGCGGAAAAUUCAAUAAAUGAGAUAAUCUACAUGUUCGCCAUCAAUGUGUGCUGUAUUCGGAGUCCCCGCCAGGAAGGAUGAAAAUUCCAGCAGCUGGAAGAAACAACAGAGCUUAUCAUAUUUCAGAGCGGAACCAAUCAAAUAUUUGCAUUUAAUUAUUUUCCUACGCUACGAAACCGGAGAAUCAAAUUGUUGGGAAACAAACAAAACAGGAUUUUCCACGCGUGUUUGUAUAUGCCAACUUAGUUCUCUCAUCCCCAACGAUGCUCCUAUGAGUUUCACUUCUCCGACAUGCGGAUUCAAGUUCUGUUUUUUAAUGUUUUUUACAUUCAUAAACCCAUAAAGAACAACACAAAAACCCAAUGUUUUCUGCAGUGCAAUCGAAUUCUCCCACCACUCCUAAUCCGAAUCGACGGUAAAAAGAAAAACAACAUGUAUAUCAAGGAAACCUGACUCCGCUUUUGUCAAUAAUCUAAAAAAUACGAACAAAACACAUUAAAUUCAAAAUUAUGCUUAAACUUAAAUGUGCGUAACGAGCAGGUCAAUAAUAACGUAGUUGAUAACAUUCCAAUUGAGUAAAUACUAAUGACAAAAAAAUAAGUGUGUUCCGGUAGAUCAUGACCAUUAAAAAGACCUAUUAAAAUCCGCACCUAAAUGCAACAACAACAACAAUCUGUUCACUAUUAGUGUCUGUCGAGUAAUAAAAAAAAAAAAGCUGUGUCUCUAAUUGUAUAAAUCGUAAACGGAACACUUCGAUAAAUACCGCUGAUUCGGAACACAUCGCCGCUGUUUAAUGGAAACGGAAUAUUUAAUUGAAAUUAAAAUCACCGAAAGGAAAUGAAUAAAUUAAUUAUUAAAAAUAUAUCCCUUACAUGCUGGAAAAAAGAAUAUUGCAGUGAAAAGGUGAAACGAGCAUACCGAAGCCAAAAAAUAAUAAAUGUCAAUUAAUGCAGAACGAAAAAGAAUAUCCUUUCGGCAGGAUCAGCAACAAAUAACAGCGGCAGAGAGAGAGAAUGAGAAUCAGUAAAUGUAAUUCCGAAAAAAACCUGUUCGAUGGGGUAUGUAUAUGUGUGCGCCAUGAAUAAAAAGUAGCCAAAAAAAGAGCAUGUAGCCCAUAAAUAAAUGAUUAAUCCGAUAGGAUGUUAACAGCAGAAAUGCAAGCACGGAAAACAUACAAACGAUAGUCAUAAAAUUAAAUUUCAAUAUUACACAUCAUUCAAGUAGGUCAGAUGGGAGAAUGGAAUCAGUGUUGCCAGUUGUUGUUGGUGAAUCUGGUUCAACUUCCACCACCCGCUUGGAUAAUGGAUUUAUCAAUACAAAAGAUUCAAAUUGCAUGAUGAAUAUAAACCGCAGUAAUUCAUUGAAAAUAUACACUGAUAUAAAAUGAAGCAAAUUAUAAACCAAAGUAAUGCUUGUUGUUAGUUUAAAUGAAACAGAUUUAAAAAGCAAGGCUGUUGGCUAAAUUUCGCACACCAAUCACGGUGACGGCGGGAAUUCACCAGCAGCCGCCAUAAACGUAGAAUCGAUUCAAUAAAUCCGCAUGUUUUAAUUUUCGAACAAUUCAA